Molecule: messenger RNA, 2169 nt
Organism: Parathielavia appendiculata
Lineage: Eukaryota; Fungi; Ascomycota; Sordariomycetes; Sordariales; Chaetomiaceae
Product: plasma membrane fusion protein PRM1
Exons: 1
Coding region: 1-2169 (722 amino acids)
Cellular component (GO): mating projection tip
Source: RefSeq, a predicted model, not a curated record
AUGUUCUCCAACGAAAAGUCAGGGGCACUGCCCCCAGUCCCCUCCAACCUCAACAUCUGGCAUACUCUCGACUUGCAGGACGAGCCCCAGAGCAGAUCAGUACCCCAACUCCGGCCCUAUACAGCCCCCAGCGUCACUCCUUAUCUCGGACUUCGAGCAAGGCUCUCACAGCUCUGGUUCAACCGCUGGACCGUCCUCCUCAUACUCGUCCUGGUCCGCGUGCUUCUCGUGACCGACAACCUCAACGGCAACAUCGGCGACGCAAAGGUCAAGGCCCUUUCAGCAUGCACCAAGGUCGAGGAUAUCGGCAGCGCCAUGGCUUCCAUGCCGCACUACCUCUCGGUCGGCGUCAACUCGCUCGCGUCGGAUGGAAUCACCAAGACGGUCGCGGGCAUGGUCCACAUGCUCAUGAUGAUUCUGACGGGAGUCGAGAACCUCAUCUUCUUCAUCAUUAACAUGUAUGUCGGGACAUUUGUCUGCCUGGCCGUGGCGCUGAUCCACGGCGGCUUGGACGUCGCUGUCAAAGUCGUCGAGGGCGCCACCAAAGUCAUGAACGAUGCCAUCAGCACCAUCUCCGGCCAGAUGACCGACACCAUCGAGGAUGUCCAGAACGCCAUCAACGACAUUCCCAAUAAGGUGACCAGCCUUAUCGGUCUCGGUGUCGACCUCCCCAAGAUCGACAUCAGCAAGAACCUGGACGACCUCAAGAACAUCAAGAUCGACAGCAAUGACCUGGUCAAGGACCUGGUAUCCCUCAACACGACAAUCCCGACGUUCGACCAGGUCGAGAACUUUACCAAGAACGCUAUCGGCAUUCCCUUCGGCUUCGUCAAGGAGCAGGUCAAUGCGAGCUUCGGGUCGUACAAGUUUGAGGACUCGGUGUUCCCGGUGGCCAAGAAGCAGGCGCUCUCGUUCUGCUCCCAAAACUCGUUCCUCAACGACUUUUUCCAAACGCUCUUCGACAUCGUCGCCAAGGCCAAGAUCGCCUUCACCGUCGUCAUCCCCAUCCUGGCACUCGUGGCCAUCAUUGUCAUCGGCUGGCUCGAGAUCCGGCGGUUCCGCAGCGAGAAGACGCGUGCUGUCGAAUUUACCAAACGCGGUUACGAUCCCAUGGAUGUCGUCUACCUCUCCUCGCGGCCCACGACGAGCCGGGUCGGGGUGUGGCUGUCGGAGAGAUGGCAAGUUACGGAGAGGACGAGGAUAUUCCUCCGGUGGAUGAUCGCGUACGGAACAUCGCGGCCUGCGCUGUUUGUCCUGUCUCUUGCCAUUGCCGGCUUAUUCUCGUGCGUCUGUCAGCUCAUCAUCCUGUCAUCCAUCAAGAAGGAGGCGCCCGCUCUGGCCAGCCAGGUUGGUGACUUUGCCGGAGACGUGGUUGACACCCUGCAGGCAGUGUCUACGAACUGGGCCAACGACGCCAACGGCGUCAUCGUUAAGCUGCAGGACGACAUGAAUAGCGACCUGUUUGGCUGGGUCAGCAACGCCACGACAGCCGUCAACAACACGCUCAACACGUUUGACGCCGAAAUCGACAAGGCCCUCACGGCCGUCUUCAAGGACACCAUCCUGAUGAACACGGCGCGCAAUCUCGUCGGGUGCCUCAUCACGCGCAAGAUCGACGCGGUGCAAAAGGGCCUGACGUGGGUGCACGACAACGCGCACGUCACGCUGCCGCAAUUCUCCAACGACAUCUUCGCCAAGGGCGCGAAUGAUAGUGUCAACGGCGACAGCGACCUCACCAGCUUUCUGGCGUCCCCCUCAAGCGUCACCACCGACGAGAUUACGUCGGCCGUCAACAGCGUCAUCAGCAAGCUUGAGCACGGCAUCAUCCAGGAGGCGCUCAUCUCGACCGCCCUGCUGCUCGUCUACGUCAUCGUUGUCCUCAUCGGCGUCGUCUGGGCCCUGGUGUCGGCCGCGCAGAGCGACAAAACGCGGGCCGAGGGCGGCGAGGGGUACGGCAUGAAGGAUGUUCCGACUCGCGUCCUUGGAAGUAGGAGCAGCCACGGCAGUGGCGCCGGCACCCUCCGUGGCGACGACUACUCGAGCUAUGGUCAGGACGUUGCGGUCGUGUACGCGGGCAGUGUAAGGAAGGGGCGGCCGAGCCCUGCGAGGUGGCCGUCGCACGCCAGGAAAAGCAGCCAUCCUGAGGUGGACCAAGACUCGGACCGCUAG